Aspergillus niger is the source of this 1536-nucleotide messenger RNA. It is a transcript of the gene papA, whose product is annotated as prolyl aminopeptidase papA-Aspergillus niger. Gene Ontology annotation, biological process: proteolysis. Gene Ontology annotation, molecular function: peptidase activity. Lineage: Eukaryota; Fungi; Ascomycota; Eurotiomycetes; Eurotiales; Aspergillaceae. The coding region runs from base 1 to 1536 and encodes 511 amino acids. The transcript has 10 exons. The record is from RefSeq and is a predicted model, not a curated record.
AUGGGGCAACUAAGGGAGGGAGUCGAAACUGACGGGAAGCUUAAUCGCGGCUCAACAUACCGUAUUGUGAAGAGAAGAUACCGUUACAGUUUACAGCUUCUCCCAAAGCGGAGGCUAAAUGGCAGACCUCCGCCGGCGGCAGUUGGACCCAUCUUGCCUGUCACACCACCUCAAAUCGCUCCAUCGUUAAGGAAAAAUGUCGCUAAUGACAGGUGGGGUUAUCCAGGCAGGCUUCGGGUGGCUGAGUUGUUCUUCGAUGUCCCCCUCAAUUACAGCAAGCCUAAUGAGGGCACUUUGAGGCUGUUUGCCCGGAGUGUACGUCGCCUGGUAACGCCAGCUGAGCCAAGUGAGACCCCCAAGGACGACAAGCAGCUGCCGUUCCUGGUGUACUUGCAGGGUGGCCCUGGAAUGGGAUGCCGCCCCCCGCAAGAGUAUGGCUGGAUUGGAACAGUCCUCGAAAAGGGAUACCAGGUCUUGUUCCUUGACCAACGUGGCACUGGCCUCAGUUCAACCGUCACAGCGGGCACGCUUGCUCGGCAAGGCAAUGCCAUCAAACAAGCAGAGUACAUGAAGAACUUCCGCGCAGACAACAUUGUGCGCGACUGCGAAGCCGUUCGUCGUUGUCUUAUGACCGAUUACCCCGAGGACAAGCGGAAAUGGAGUAUCAUCGGCCAGAGUUUUGGCGGUUUCUGUGCCGUGACUUAUCUUUCCAUGUUCCCGGAAGGUCUCGCUGAGGCUUUUAUCUGCGGUGGACUUCCUCCACUCGUUGAUAACCCCGACCCUGUGUAUGCACGUACAUACGAAAAGGUCCUCGAAAGGAACAAGGCCUACUACGCCAAGUUCCCCGAAGACGUCGAACGAGUCAAACAAAUCAUCCAAUACCUGAAAGACAACGAAGUUGCUCUACCAACAGGAACACUAACCCCGGAGCGAUUCCAACAAAUGGGGAUCCUGUUUGGCAUGCACGGUGGUCUUGACAGCAUCCAUGAUCUCGUGCUACGUGCCUGGAACGACCUGGACGUCUUCGGCUUCCUCACCCACCCCACACUCACCUCUAUCGACAGUUUCGGCGGCAUGGACAACAACAUCAUCUAUGCUAUCCUGCACGAAGCUAUCUACUGCCAAGGCAAACCCUCCAACUGGUCCGCAGAUAGAUUGCGCGCCUCUAACCCGGACUUCCAAAUCGACUCCAACAAGUCCGAAAUCCUCUUCACGGGCGAAAUGGUCUACAAAGACAUGUUCGACUCCUAUACCGAACUUAGCCAGAUUCGUGACGCGGCAGACAUCCUCGCCUCGACGGAUGACUGGCCGGCGCUUUAUGACGAAGCCCAGCUGGCACGGAACGAGGUUCCUGUUUACGCGGCCACAUACAUAGACGAUAUGUAUGUCCACUUUGAUCAUGCGCAGAACACCGCGGCCAAGAUCAAGGGCGCUAAGCAGUUCAUUACGAAUGUCAUGUAUCAUAAUGCGAUUCGGAGCAAGUCGGAUGAGCUUAUUCAGCAGCUGUUUGCUCUGAGAGAGGAUACCAUCGAUUAG